AAGAGAGGAGGCGGAAUAGCACGUUAGUCAGUGGGUUAGUAGAAGUUAGUAGUUGGUUGUUCCUCCACUGCAGACAAGCAGCAAGUUGUCAGCUUUUAAUCCCUAAAAAUGAACGGCAUUGACGAGGAAACAAUGGCGCCACAGAACUUCCUUUACGGUUGUGUGCUGGAAGCUGGAAAGGAGGUGGUGUUCAAUCCUGAGGAUGACGACUUUGAGCAUCAGCUAGAUCUACGGAUGGCCUGUGUGGACCCCAGUACGAAGGAUGAACUUCACAUGGUGGAAGUCGAAGGACAAGACACGGAGGGGCAGAAAAUCAAGGCAGCACUGGUCUCACUAAAGCCCUCCACCCUUCCAAGUGUGUGUCUCGGUGGUUUCACAAUCACACCUCCAGCAGUUUUUCGUCUGAAAGCAGGUGCCGGUCCGAUCCACAUCAGUGGGCAACAUCUUGUCAUGAUGGAGGCCGAUCAGGCAUUUGAAGAAUAUGACGAAGAUGACGAAGAAGAGGAGGAGGAAGAUGUCAAAACAUCAAAGAAAAGGCCUGCCACGUCCCCGGCUCUCAAGUCUCAGAAAAAAAUGAAAAUGGAAAUGGAUGACGAUGACGAUGAGGAGGAUGAAGAUGACGAUGAUGAGGAUGAUGAUGAUGAAGAUGAUGAUGAAGACGACGACGAGGAAAGUGAGGAAGAAGAGUCUCCUGUCAAGGCAAAGCCAACACCGUCCAAACAAGCUCAGAAUGGCAAGAGUCCCAAACCCAACACUCCAGCCAAAAAGCAGGAGAAGACCCCUAAAGGUGACAAGUCCGCCAAAACUCCACCAACUCCCAAAUCAACUGCAACGAUCCCUGAGAUAAAAGCCAAGCUGCUGGAGGUGGUGAAGAAGGGAGUACAGUUACCUAAAACUCAGCCCAAGUUUGAGAACUUUAUGAAGAACGGUCACAGAAUCUCAGACGCCAAGGUCAUAACAGAGCUGUGGAAGUGGAGACAGUCGAUGAUGGAUGCCAAAUAACACUCUGUGAAUUUUAUUAACUCUUUUUAUGACUUGUUUAUACCCAUAGCACCUCUCAAACCCUCCAAAGCCAAACUCAGUGCCUCACACUUGUCAUAAAUUCUGAUCUGAUCCAGCUGCACCUGCCCUCCUGCUUUAAGAGACUAGAUGGAGCGAGUGGUGCACGCUGGUGUCCUCCCUCAUCCAUCAGCCUCUCAUUAGGGCAGAGAAAUGAUAACGGUUUGUUGAAUAAACCCCGGGAGAACCAGCACACAAAUUAGCAUCUUUGUAAAUGUGUAAAUAAAAUUCUCACAGGAUUGUUGGCACCAGAGUGUGGAGGAUAUCUUUGUGAUUUAUAGAUACAGUAAAGGUUCAUUUGGCCUCAUGCAGGAACAAUAAUCAGAUGGUUACACACUCUAAAGUUACAUUCAAGACCAACAACAACGCACAAUGAGCCAAUAGAACUUCAGCUAAUGUUGGCCAUGAUGACAUCUUUUGUCAGUUUUGGUUAAAGCAGAUGUUUUGGCUUACAACAGCAAUGAUGAUCAAUAUUUUAAUUUAGUCCAGUAAUGUGUUAGUAUUGUCCAACAUGAAUAUAAAAACCUGCACUUUGUGAAAUGUUUUGAAUGUUUCUGCUUUGUGAGAUUUUUAAGGUCGAGCUCCCAUGACGACAAACCGUCCGUGAUCAAUCAACCAUUUGGUAUUUAGCAACUGCAUUUACGUUUUAAAGUUUAGAACGCAGCACAUUUCAGCUUUGAGUGGCCUAAGUGGAGCUUGGUCCGUUGAGGUUCUUUGUAUUGUCUUGACUACUAGCCAGUAGGCCGAAGGUUAAGAACUUGCUCUGUGAAUGACUGAAUGCAUGAAGGAAUUUGCAAAAUGAGUUUUUUGUGGUUGUUGUUUUUUUUUUUUAUCAAGGAGUUCCUUAUGACUUUCCAAACAAAGAUUUACAGAUGUUCUCUGAACAGAAUUCCCACCUGCACUCUAUAGUUUAAGGCCAUGAAUUCUGUGCUCAUAUGACCAGUUAAAGUAAUUAAAAAUCUUAAGUGUUGAUGCACGAGGCUGUUAAGACGCAUCAUUCCAUGUUCUCGAGAAACACGUCUCUGUAUGUCUUAAAACACACUGUGGGUUUGAAUGGACUAUACCAAGAUUGAUUAAAUAAAAAGAAAUACUGUGGAA
This is a messenger RNA of Plectropomus leopardus (leopard coralgrouper), 2157 nucleotides long. It is a transcript of the gene npm1a, whose product is annotated as nucleophosmin 1a. Gene Ontology annotation, molecular function: chromatin binding; histone binding; RNA binding. The record is from RefSeq and is a predicted model, not a curated record. Gene Ontology annotation, biological process: chromatin remodeling; regulation of centrosome duplication; ribosomal large subunit export from nucleus. Gene Ontology annotation, cellular component: cytoplasm; centrosome; nucleolus. Lineage: Eukaryota; Metazoa; Chordata; Actinopteri; Perciformes; Serranidae.